GAGACUUGAGCGUGACUGCGGAGCCUGGAGGAUGCGGGCUCCCCGAGCGGGCUUCCCCUCUGCCCGGCGCGAUGGAGCGGGUCGGUGAGCGGAACAAAGGCGCCUGCCCGGGGGAGCGGGUCUUCCGCUGAAGAGCGCGGGUGGCGCGCCGCGACGGCCGCCUGCGGGCCAAGGUGGGAGGCUGUGCGGCCCCAGGCGCGGCGCGCUCCGCCGUGGGCGGGCGGCGAUCCCUGAGUCCGGCACCUGUGCGCCGCUCCCUCUGUGCCUCCCGGGCAGCCCCGCCUGCCGGCCUCGGAGUCCGCGGCGCCGGCGGCUAGAGGUCCAGAGGCGAACCACUUGCUGGUGCAGAAGAGAAACCCUCAAAUCCCUGGCCUUUCGCGGAGACGCCUGGACGGGGCCGUGCGCCGUGGACUGAGCAGGCGUCUCGGGGAGCACUUCUGCAGAGCGAGGACUUCCAUGUGAGCGAUUCCGUUCUCCCCACCACCAAUCCGACCUCCCAGCCGUCUCCGCCGCCCGAGCAUCCUUGAGGUGGGACGAGCAGGGGCUUGGAUCCCUGCCGGCCGUCUGGUGUGUGAGGCUUGCACGGCCCCUGGCUGCCCCGCGCCUCGCCGGAGCCCGAGGGGGCGCAGGUCCGGGGCGAGGGCCGGCCGGGCUGUUUGAUGGCUUCACUGAGAAGAGUCAAAGUGCUGUUGGUGUUGAACUUGAUCGCGGUAGCCGGCUUCGUGCUCUUCCUGGCCAAGUGCCGGCCCAUCGCGGUGCGCAGCGGAGACGCCUUCCACGAGAUCCGGCCGCGCGCCGAGGUGGCCAACCUCAGCGCGCACAGCGCCAGCCCCAUCCAGGAUGCGGUCCUGAAGCGCCUGUCGCUGCUGGAGGACAUCGUGUACCGGCAGCUGAAUGGCUUAUCCAAAUCCCUUGGGCUCAUUGAAGGUUAUGGUGGGCGGGGUAAAGGGGGCCUUCCGGCUACUCUUUCCCCGGCUGAAGAAGAAAAGGCUAAGGGACCCCAUGAGAAGUAUGGCUACAAUUCAUACCUCAGUGAAAAAAUUUCACUGGACCGUUCCAUUCCGGAUUAUCGUCCCACCAAGUGUAAGGAGCUCAAGUACUCCAAGGACCUGCCCCAGAUAUCCAUCAUAUUCAUCUUCGUGAACGAGGCCCUGUCGGUGAUCCUGCGGUCCGUGCACAGUGCCGUCAAUCACACGCCCACACACCUGCUGAAGGAAAUCAUUCUGGUGGAUGACAACAGCGACGAAGAGGAGCUGAAGGUCCCCCUAGAGGAGUAUGUCCACAAACGCUACCCCGGGCUGGUGAAGGUGGUAAGAAAUCAGAAGAGGGAAGGCCUGAUCCGCGCUCGCAUUGAGGGCUGGAAGGUGGCUACCGGGCAGGUCACUGGCUUCUUUGAUGCCCACGUGGAAUUCACCGCUGGCUGGGCUGAGCCGGUUCUAUCCCGCAUCCAGGAAAACCGGAAGCGUGUGAUCCUCCCCUCCAUUGACAACAUCAAACAGGACAACUUUGAGGUGCAGCGGUACGAGAACUCGGCCCACGGGUACAGCUGGGAGCUGUGGUGCAUGUACAUCAGCCCCCCAAAAGACUGGUGGGACGCCGGAGACCCUUCUCUCCCCAUCAGGACCCCAGCCAUGAUAGGCUGCUCGUUCGUGGUCAACAGGAAGUUCUUCGGUGAAAUUGGUCUUCUGGAUCCUGGCAUGGAUGUAUACGGAGGAGAAAAUAUUGAACUGGGAAUCAAGAGAUGGGGGUCUCACUAUGUUGCCCAGGCUGAUGUCAAACUCCUGACCUCAAGGGACUGUUCCAUCUCAGCCUCUCAACAUGCUGGGACCACAGCCGUGAGCCACUGUGCCUGGCCUUAUAUAGAAAUUAUGAGCCAUCUGGAAUAGCCAAAGCCCCAGGAACCUGAAUGAAAACAGCAUUUCCCACUCCCACAGGUCUCUUUGCCCUGUCUCUUGUUCUUAGUUUUGCUUCCCUCUUGUCUACAGCUAGCUCUUGCAAGGCCUUCUGCCUGCCCUCCUGAUCCCCGCCCUAGCCACUUCUCUAUGGUUUUAGGGACCCAUCCAUCCAUGUUAACCAAGAGAGAUUUCCCCCUGCCUUCUCUGAGACCUCUGGCAUCAGGAACCCUGAUGUCCCAAAGCCUUCUGUGGCCUGUGUUGUCCAUUUGGAACUCUCGAGCUCAAAUUUGCUACAUCCAUUGAAUAAUGUAAUUUGCAUCAUGGUCCAUCCCAGAGAGGACCAGAUGAUCAGUCCGUUUUCAUUUUCAUACUUUUUAGAUUGCAUGAGUCUUUGUUCUCUCACCUAUUGGCACUGGUCAAGGUUGGAUCCAAGGCCUGGUGUGAAGGAAGUCAUCCUUGGCUAUGUGAAUACCUUUGUAGGGCAGAGCCCAAGUUUAUCUGUGAUACAGAUCAAAGCAAAGUUCCUGGUCUUGUCCCAGUAUAGAGUGAGCCUUGAGAUUUCACAAACUGGUCUUUCAUGGAGGGGAAUGUAUGACUGGUGGCCAACAGUUCAACUGAAUACUUCUGAUUAAAUGGAAACUUGGUGAGUGCCUUCUGUAGCCCAGCAGGCAUUUCCACUGGAGCUACCACAGUCAAUACAUGGGGUCUCUAUCUCCAUGAAAUUUAUAGUCAGACAGAAAUACUGUUCAUGAAAUAAAUAAUUAGCACUGUGAUGAGUGUGAAAAAACAAGAUAGAGCAAUGCUGUGGGAAAAUAUAGUAAGGAAAUAUAGCCUAGUCUAGGGAGUUGGGAGGAACCUUCUUACGGAAAUGCUGUUUAAGAAUUCUAAAGUGAGUUUAAUAUAGAUAAGCAAAGAAGGAGGUGUGCAAGGAAGAAUAUUCUAGACAGAAAAACAUCUGCAAAGAUUUGGAAUUCUGAGAGAUAAAUGUGUCCUGAGGACCUUGGGAGUUCAGGAUGGUUAGAGCAGAGAAAGGGGGAAGAAAACCUCUUAGAUGCAGCGACAACCAUCAAGGUGGGGCCCAGAUUAUGAGGAUUGAUAAGCAGAAAGUUGGCUUUUUCUUAAGGAUCACUGUAGACAUUUUAGAUAGGUAGGUUAGGUAGACAAAUAGAUAGGUAGGUAGGAAGAAAGAGAGAGAGAGGGAGAGACAGAGACAUGAUAGAUACAUAGAUUAGAGAGAGAAAGAUGCAUGGAUGAUGGAUGGAUGGAUGGAUAGAUAGAGGGAUGAUAGAGAUAGAUGAUAGAUUAAUGAUAGAGAUAGUAGGUAAUAGAGAUAUAGACGAUAGAGAUGAUGGAUGGAUAGAUAGAGAUGAUGGAUAGAAUGAUAGAUUAGAUAGAUGAAAUAUAUAGGUAUGGAUAGAUUGAUAGAUUAUAGAUUAGAUUGAUAAUAGAGAUAACAGAUAGAUGGAUAGAUGAUAUAGAUAGAUGAGAUAUAGGUUAGAUAGAGAUGAUGGAUUCGAUAGAUGAUUGAUGGAUAGAUAGAGAUGAUAGACUGAUUAUAUAGACAGAUAAAUAGAUGAUAGUUUGAUAGAUUAGAUAGAUGAUAGAUAAGAUACAUGGAUGAUAGAUGUAGAUGAUAGAUGGAUACAAAGAAGAUAGAUAUAGAUGAUAGAUUAGACAGAUGAUAUAUAAAUAGAUGAUAGAUAAAUUGAUAGAUGGAUGAUAGAUAGAUAGAUAGAUAGAUAGAUAGAUAGAUAGAUAGAUAGAUGAGACAUAGAUAGUCUCAAGUACCCAUUACUUACCACCCUUGAGGGGAUUUAAAAGAAGUAAGAGGAUUAGACUUUUCUUUUUACUAAAAAGAUAAUGAUGACAGCCAUGUGGAAAAUAGAUGAUAAAGCUGCGUACACUCAGGAAAAGCUGGUGAGGAGGGGCUUGACCUAUAUGGUUGUGACAGUGGGAGAGGAAUGGACAAAUUCAGGAAGUGGAAGAGACAAGGCCUGGAGAUUGAGUGUAUGCAGGGGAUGAAGAGAAGUGGGAGUCCAGGCUGAGCAGGUGGGAAAUAGUGUUGCUGUUCUCUAAGGAGCACUGUUGGAGGAGGUUUGGGAGAAGGUGGAAAGAUUAUAUGAUAAAUCUCAUGUUUCUGAGACACCCCAGGCCAGCCCAGAGGCAUUUGCAUGUGUGGGGAUUAAGCCAAGGAGGGAGCACUAAGCCUGAGAUAGACUUGGAUGUACCGGUGCCCUUUAGGAGGUGUGAUAGACAGAGAGUGGUUGUAUUAAUCUGUUCUUACACUGCUAUAAAGACAUACCUGAGACUGGGUAAUUUAUAAACAAAAGACAGUUAAUUGAUUCACAGUUGUGCAUGGCUGGGGAGGCCUCAGGAAACGUACAAUCAUGGUGGAAGGGGAAGGAGAAUCAAGGCAUGUUUUAGCUGGUGGCAGGAGAGAGACCAAGCAAGGGAGGAAGGGCUAAACACUUUUAUGUUUUGUUUUGUUUUGAUUGAGACAUAGUCUCUCGCCCUGUCACCCAGGCUGGAGUACAGUGGCUCAAUCUCAGCUCACUAUAACCUCCAUCUCCUGGGCUCAAGUGAUUCUCAUGCCUCAGCCUCCCAAGUAGCUGGGAUUACAGAUGUGCACUACCAUGCUCGGCUAAUUUUUGUAUUUUUAGUAGAGAUGAGGUUUCACCAUGAUGGCCAGGCUGGUCUUGAACUCCUGGCCUCAUGUGAUCCACCCGCCUUGGCCUCCCAAAGUGCUAGGAUUACAGCUGUGAGCCACUGCGCCCGGCCACGUUUAAAGCAUCAGAUCUCGUGAGAACUCACUCACUAUCAUAAGAACAGCAUGGGGGAAACCAACCCCCAUGAUCCAAUCACCUCUUACCAGGUCCCUCCUUCAACGCGUGGGGAUUACAAUUUGGAUUACAAUUCACGAUGGGAUUUGGGUGGGGAGACAGAGGCAAAUUAUAUCAGUGGUGGUCCACUGAAUGAGAGGAGUGAAUGAGAAGGGAUUAUUAAGGGUAUCUCCCAGGCUUCCCAGCAACUGACUGCAAUCCCCUAAAUAGAGGACUCUGGUAGGGUAGGUUUGUCAGUGGGGACAUGAGUAGUUCCAUUUUAGAAAUGCUGAGUUUGAGGAGUAGCAGUUCUCUCUAACCUGACAGUGAGAUGUCAAGGGAACACAAGGCUGGGAAGGGACUCUGGCCAAGAGUGGGAUUUGGCAGAGGGGUGCCAGGACAAGAGUUGGCUAUUCUCCAUUCCACCCUGGAGUCUGCAAGGCCACAGUGCUUAGGGUGUGGGCUGACUUAGAGGAGCGAGGACAUAGGGAUUCCUGCUAUGGUUUGAGCGUGUGAGUUACAGCAGGUAGUGGCCAUAUGUGUUAUACCUGGUGGGAAUGUAAACUAGAACAAUCACUAUGAAAAACAGUAUGGAGAUUCCUUAAAUAACUAAAAGUAGAACUACGAUUUGAUCCAGCAGUCCCACUACUGUUAUCUACCCAGAGGAAAAGAAGUCAUUUUACAAAAAAGAUACUUGCACACACAUGUUUGUAGCAGCACAAUUCGUAAUUGCAAAAAUGUGGAACCAACCCAAAUGCCCAUCAAUCAAAGAGUGGAUGGAGAAUCUGUGGUGGCCGGGUGCAGUGCCUCACACCUGUAAUCGCAGCACUUUGGGAGGUCAAGACGGGCAGAUCACGAGAUCAGGAGAUGGAGAUCAUCCUGGCCAACAUGGUGAAACACUGUCUCUAUUAAAAAUACAAAAAAAAAAAAAAAUAGCUGGGCAUGGUGACAUGCGCCUUAGACCCAGCUACUCGGGAGGCUGAGGAAGGGGAAUCUCUUGAACCUGGGAGGCGGAGGUUGCAGUGAGCUGAGAUCGUGCCACUGCACUCCAGCCUGGUGACAGAGCAAGACUCCGUCUC
This is a messenger RNA of Homo sapiens (human), 5793 nucleotides long. RefSeq names its product polypeptide N-acetylgalactosaminyltransferase 17 (gene GALNT17). The coding region runs from base 660 to 1886 and encodes 408 amino acids. The record is from RefSeq and is a predicted model, not a curated record. The transcript has 7 exons. Gene Ontology annotation, cellular component: Golgi membrane. NCBI's taxonomy places the organism in Eukaryota, Metazoa, Chordata, Mammalia, Primates, Hominidae. Gene Ontology annotation, molecular function: polypeptide N-acetylgalactosaminyltransferase activity. Gene Ontology annotation, biological process: protein O-linked glycosylation via N-acetylgalactosamine.